Mytilinidion resinicola is the source of this 777-nucleotide messenger RNA. RefSeq names its product Aldo/keto reductase. Lineage: Eukaryota; Fungi; Ascomycota; Dothideomycetes; Mytilinidiales; Mytilinidiaceae. Gene Ontology annotation, molecular function: aldose reductase (NADPH) activity. Gene Ontology annotation, cellular component: cytosol. The record is from RefSeq and is a predicted model, not a curated record. The transcript is spliced from 5 exons. Bases 1 to 777 code for a protein of 258 amino acids.
AUGGGUUCCUAUUACCAUAAACACAUUAUCAUCCUAAAUCCAAAAGUCAAAACUCUUCACUAUGAUUGCCACAAUGAGCUGAAUACUGGAGCCGAAAUACCCGUGGUGGGAUUCGGGACCUGGCAAGCCGCUCCUGGAGAGGCCGGACGAGCUGUGAAGAUCGCCAUGAAAUCUGGCUAUAAACACCUGUUGUGGUCCUCGCAACACUCCCAAGUCGAAGCUUCCCUCCGCCGCUCCCUAGCAGACCUACAACUCGAUUAUGUCGACCUGUAUCUCAUGCACUGGCCCAUCUCACUCCCGCCCAACGAAGCUACGGCCGCGAACUUCCGCAAAGAAGACCGCACUACUCAUGCCCUUGACUGGGACUUCACUAACACCUGGACUGAUAUGGAGAAGCUGCUCGGUACUGGUCUGACUAAGGCAAUCGGUGUCGCGAACUUCUCAACCGUGAAUCUUGAGAAACUCCUGAAGACAGCUAAGGUGGUUCCAGCCGAGCCACAGAAUCCACUAAACAGCCAUCCGGUUGUACUAGAGAUCGCAGAGAAGAGGAAGCGCAGCGCAGCGCAGGUGAUGCUCUCGUGGGGCGUGGCACGGGGGUGGAGUGUUAUCCCGAAGCGUGCGACGGAGGACCGGAUAAAGAGCAAUCUAGCAGUUUUCGAGUUGAGCGCGGAGGAGGUUGCGAAGCUGGACCAGCUGGCAAAGACGCAGGGAAGGAGGUUCAACAGGCCGAAUUGGGGGACCACGGUGUUUCAUGAUGAUGAUGAGAGUGUUGUGUAA